UAGAAAUCCAAAUUUCGUGAUGUUUUCCUAAAUUUUUAUCAUCAAAAAAACAAAAAAAAAAUCGAGAGACUCCCCGCAAAAAAAAUAAAUUUCCGAAACAAGACACAAACGACGACGAUGGCAUCACGAAACGGACCAACAGUGCAAGGCACCGACGGCACAGACUUCAAUUUCCGCGAACGAGUUGCACCAAAUCACCAAAUUAGUUUGAUCAACAAAUCACGCCUAAGAUAUUGCAUUUUCUUCCAUUACUUACUAUUUUUCGUGAUGCUGAUAAAGCUGGCGCCCGACAUUCUCGAUAGAUUAGACAUAUUUAUAUUAGAAGUAGAGGAACUUUACGUGCCAAAGCCGCUUUGGUGGGAAUACACGUGGUGUCUUUCGGUCGUUGCAACAUUUAUGGGUCUAACGGCGGCGCGCGGCAACAAAAUUCUCGACAUGGAACGCUUCAUGAUCGGCAUCGUCAUCAUGGGUGUUGUGCCAUUGCUUUAUUGCUUCUUCUACUAUCUCGGCGACGUUUGGAGUUACAUCAAGAUGGAUGACGAAACGGAUAUCGAAGACACAGAAAUUCAGGCGUGGCGAUUCUCUAUUUUUCCCUUUUUACAGGGUCUUCCAUACGGCAUGCUGUGGUACGGAUUCGUCCUCGGAGCCCUCCAAGUGCACGGCUUCUCGCUCUACUUCGCAUGGAACCUCGUGAAAGCCUGGAAAACGCGCUAUGGCUCGAAAAAACUCCAAUAAACUGCCGAUGCUCAAACGGGAACAACUUUACUUAAGCAGGAAAAAUACGAUUUUACUCAAAAAAAAAAAAAAAUUACCGAACAAUAGAACAUCCUCCGAAGAAACACAUAAACAGUUUACAAAACUAAUAUUUUUUAUUAGAUGUGACCCUGGUUGUUAUUUUACGAAUGAAAAAUCAUCAAUUUUUACAAAGACUGUCCCUUAGAGAGACGAUUUACACGAAAAAUUUAAACUUGAACUGUUCCUAUGCUUAGAGGCUCGGGUUUUAUGAAAUAUUUUUUAAAAAAGAGAUGCACAGAAUUCAAAAAAAAAAUUAAAUUGUAGACGUUAAGCACCUGAAUUUGUUAAAUUUUCAACCAAUGGGAUUGUUAUUUAAUGAUAAAAGUUAAAAAUUAAACGAAAAUAUUUUUCUUUUGUAAUGUAAAUUAUUAUUUUAUUAAAUAAUUUUAAAGAAAAUGUCAGAAAAAAAAUAAAAUUAAA
Messenger RNA from Culicoides brevitarsis, 1215 nucleotides. It is a transcript of the gene jagn, whose product is annotated as protein jagunal. Gene Ontology annotation, cellular component: endoplasmic reticulum membrane. The transcript has 3 exons. The record is from RefSeq and is a predicted model, not a curated record. Bases 118 to 735 code for a protein of 205 amino acids. Gene Ontology annotation, biological process: endoplasmic reticulum organization; vesicle-mediated transport. Lineage: Eukaryota; Metazoa; Arthropoda; Insecta; Diptera; Ceratopogonidae.